AUGGUCGAUCUGCCGCAGCAGCGCCAGCACCCUGUCCGCCCCGGCUCGAGCAAGGAGGCCAACCUGCUUGCCUGGGUUGAGGCCGCGGUCCUGCGCAUCAACCGGCGCCAUGCAAAGAAGUUCUCUGGAAUGCAAACCGACCCAGCCAGGGAACGGGGAAGAGAAGCAGCCGAAAAUGACAGCGAUGGUGAGAAUGUGCCGGGCUACGAGUCCUUUGGCGAAGUGGCGGCCGACAUCGAGCGCGUCCUGGACGUCCUCUGGGUCAGCAACACCCCAAGCAUCCAAGUGCCAUACAUGAUCACGCUGGCAGGUCUGGUCGACAGCUACCUGCGCGACUUUAGCUGGCAGGCCCGGUGCACCUUUGCGCUGCUGGACAAGCUGGACGCGAUGCUGGCAGCUCUCCUGACCGCCGACGAGGGCGAGGGCGGACAGAAGCGGUCGCGCUUCCCAUCUUGCAAGUCUGCCAAGAUCAUGACCGAUCCCAUCACCGGCCUCUCCCGCGGCUACGGCUUCGUCCGCUUCUCCGACGAGACCGACCAGCAGCGCGCGCUCUCGGAAAUGCAGGGCGUCUACUGCGGUAACCGUCCCAUGCGCAUCUCGACCGCUACCCCAAAGAACAAGGGUCCCGCCGGCCCUGGUGGCCCUGCUCACAUGGGCGUCCCCGGAGGCCCUCCUGGAGGCAUGUAUCCUCCCUCCAUGGGCGGUGCUGGUGGUCCUCCGGGACCCGGUGGCCCCCAGAUGGGCUACUACGGCGCCGCGCCCCAGCCCAUGAACCAGUUCACCGACCCAAACAACACCACCGUUUUCGUCGGUGGUUUGUCCGGCUAUGUUACCGAGGACGAACUGCGCUCCUUCUUCCAGGGCUUUGGUGAAAUCACCUACGUCAAGAUCCCGCCGGGCAAGGGAUGCGGAUUUGUCCAGUUCGUCCAGCGCCACGCUGCCGAGAUGGCUAUCAACCAGAUGCAGGGCUACCCCAUCGGCAACUCGCGCGUCCGUCUCAGCUGGGGCCGCUCCCAGAAUAACUCUGGUCCUGCCGGCACUCCAUACAGACCCGCGCCUCCACCACCACUCUACCCGGCCAUGGGUAUGCCCCCUGCUCAUCAGUACGGUGCCGGUUUCGCCCCUAUGAAGUGAAGAUAAUCUCGCCAUAAGAGAUCACACCCGAGUCCUCCGAGACUCCCGACCUUGAACUCUUUGUUUUAGCUCGCGCUUGUCUGUCUUGUUACUUGCUUGCUUUUUUUUUUCUAUCUACGAAACGGAAAAAAACACAACACGGUAUAACGGCUUUUCCACGUCAACAAUUGAACCCACGUCUAUUGCGUCUAACGUCUGCGUUUGCUCUUGAAGGGCGGUUCUUUAUGUUCUUCCUUCCCCUCGUUCUGUUGCGCUGUGUGUUGUCUUGCGUUGCCCUCUCCUUUUUUCUUUUUUUUUUUUUUUUUUUUAAUCCCUC
This is a messenger RNA of Trichophyton rubrum CBS 118892, 1450 nucleotides long. RefSeq lists its product as uncharacterized. Gene Ontology annotation, cellular component: cytosol. NCBI's taxonomy places the organism in Eukaryota, Fungi, Ascomycota, Eurotiomycetes, Onygenales, Arthrodermataceae. The transcript has 4 exons. Gene Ontology annotation, molecular function: mRNA binding. Bases 1 to 1134 code for a protein of 377 amino acids. The record is from RefSeq and is a predicted model, not a curated record. Gene Ontology annotation, biological process: mRNA splice site recognition.